UGUCCUCGUGCUCAUCAUACCGCUCCUCCGCUGGAGCUGAGCUGUAAAUGGAGAAGUCUGCACCCUCAGAAGCGACAGAGGGCGGAAUAAGAAGCACUCUGUACUUGAGGAACAACAACUAGCAUUUGAAGCAGGAAAUUAGAGUGGCGGAGCAGUCUGGAAAGGAAGAAAAAAAUACCCGUAUUCGCUACACCCUCAUCACACUUUUGGCUGAGGAACCUGCAGAGCCUGUCUGAGCCUGCAAGCAACCGCAGGUUUAGGGGAGACAGAUCUGCACUCUGCAAUGGCUCUGUUGACUCUGCAUAGGCUGCCAUCCAUCUCCACCACUCCAGAUGAAAGCCUCCCAAGAAGAGGGGUACUUCAGAAAAGGCAGAGCUUCGCCCUCGUGAAGGGGGCGGUCCUUCUGCUAGAAGAGGGUGAGAGGGUGGGCCUUGAUGAGGAAACUUCUUCCACUCCACCUUCUCCUGGAAAGGAAAGCGAUGGAGCAUCAGACGCACGGCACAGACACCUUCGUGCCAUGGUUGAACAGCUCCGACCAGAAGAUACCAUCAAGCUGGCGGUGCAGUUGGAGUCCUCCAGCUCGGUCAGAGUCAGAUAUCUGAUCGUUGUCUCCACCCUCGACAACAAACAAGAGAGCAUCCUGCUGGGCAUGGAUUUCCCCAACUCAGACAGCGAUCAUUGCACCGUCGGCCUGGUUCUGCCGGUAUGGAGCGACACGCAGGUGUAUCUGGACGGAGACGGUGGUUUUAGCGUGACCACGGCUGAGGAGACCAGAAUGUUUAAGCCUGUUUCCAUGCAGACCAUGUGGUCAGUGCUGCAGGUGUUGCACGGCUGCAGCGAGCGGGCGGUCAAGGCGGCGGUGAUCCCAGGCAACGGCCUAGAGUGGGCCCAGCACUACCACCUGCUCAUCGAGUCAGACCGAUUCUGCCUCAACGAAUGGGAGGCCAUGAACGACCUGGAGUCGGUCCGCAGGGACAGUGAUGGACAGAGGUCGGCAGAGAGAAUGUCCAACGAGAGGCUGAUCAAAGAGCACCUGAGAGACAUCAUGAGCACUGAAGACCUGGACAACCUCACAUCUAAAAUGGUGCACUCUGCCCUGGAGACCAGGAUAGGCUUCGACAUGAAACGCUUUAAGGAGUACAUUGAUAAUGAGAUCCUCGUCACCAUGGCUCAGAUGGAUAAUCCCUCCAAAAUAUUUGACUUCCUUUACCUGGGCUCUGAGUGGAACGCAGCUAACUUUGAGGAGCUGCAGAAAAACAACGUGGGCUAUAUUCUGAAUGUGACGAGGGAGAUUGACAACUUCUUCCCAGAGUCCUUCACUUAUAUGAACAUCAGAGUGUACGAUGUGGAGGCCACCGACCUGCUCCCUUACUGGUUGACAGAAACGUUCAACUUCAUCAACACUGCGAGGAAGAGUGGACAGGCUGUGUUGGUGCACUGUAAGAUGGGCGUUUCUCGCUCUGCAUCCACGGUGAUCGCCUACGCCAUGAAGCAGCAGCGCUGGUCACUGGAUAUGGCGUUGGCCUACGCUAAGGAUUGCCGGUCCAUCGUCAAGCCCAACGAGGGCUUCAUGAGGCAGCUGCAGACCUACGACGGAAUCCUCAAUGCGAGCCAGCAGCGGCACAGCGCACUCUGGAGGCGAAAGUCAAGAGACCAUAGACAAAAAUCAGUACGCAAGGAGAGAGAGGACGGAAAGCCGGAAGAGGAAGAGGAGGAGGAGGAGGAGGAUGAUGAUGAUGAUGAUGAUGAUGAUGAUGAUGAGGGACUUGGUGAUUAUGAGCUGAGUGAUGAGGACGAUCUCGACAGUGCAGAUGAAAAAGAGGAUAUAAAGGAAAACACAGAAGUGUUCACCCAGGAGCCCACCCCCCAGUCUGAGACCAACCAGGGGCCCGGGCACACAGCACCACCAGCCUACACUCUUACAGUGACUGAACCAGACAAGGUUGCUUCGAGUGUUAAUCGCAGUGGCAGGAUGAACCUCUUCUCCCUCAUGCAGUCCAUCAGUGAUGAGGACAAAGGACGUGAACAGCUACCUGGCAGUCCGAGGCGUUCUCCAGGGCAGCGAAUGUGCAGCCAGAGGCGCCGGGCUCUGAUUCACCAGAGAGCGUGUGAGGGUGCUUCACCUGAACCACGAAGCCUGCCGGACGCCAGUAAAAACAAACCCUAAAGUGAUCAAAGGGACGGAAGAGCGGGGAGUUAUAAGAGGGAGAGGCACCCAUGAAGGAGGCAGAGAGCAAGAAAUGGAUGGUGGGGGAAAUGUACGUUUCAUUGCAUAUCUGUUCAUAAUUAUCAUAGCUGAUGAUGGUUCGCUGUUUAUAAUAGGAUUAUACUGUAAUAUUGCUAUACAGGUGAAAGCCAGGAUGACUGAAGUCAUUAUCGGUGUAUAUUGUUGAAUUCUGGGAUUUUUUUUCAGCGUUUAUUUUGGAACAUGUCCUACCAUCUGCAGAUGUACUCUUCCCUUCUUCAGCGCUCGCAUCACCCCUCCAGAUAUGAUAUCUAUGCAAUUACUCUUCUGCUUUUUCUUUUCCUCUGAAUGUGAGGCUUUAUGCUGCCAAUCCGAGGUAGACAGUUUUUUUAAAUGUUGUUCUCUCAAGUCUUUUUCGGAAGACGUUCGUUGUUGACCGAUGGGAGAAUUUCACUUAAUCUAAGCUGUGCAUCGUGAGCCAAGUCAGGGCCAGUUUUAUGGCACAAGCCCGUUAGCCAAACGAUCUAUUCCAACGUGCCAAUGAAUAUAUUAAAUUGAAAGUCUUUAUCAUGCGAAUAUGUUAAGAACCAAUGUCACCCAUUUUAUUUUUUAUUCAUUCUAUUUAAACACCAGGGCUGUAUGAGUGCCUUCAACCUGAGAAUGAAAAACGACUCUGACUGGUGUUUUUAAAGUUUUUACUACGAGGUGGUGGCUGCGUAUUUGUAUGACUCUUGUACGGUUUCUCUGAUUGCAGUUUAAAUGUGAUUUUCCAAAGUGUUGCAUGUAUGCAUAUGUAUACAGUAUAUAUGUAUCGACACAGAAUUGCUGAUGACCUGGGUGCAUGUUAUGUGUUUUUAUACCAACAUGUGAGAGCUCAGGGUUUUCUCAUGUAUUUAUAUUGCCGUUUAAUAGAUUGAGGUAAAUUAUUCAAAAUACUGUUUUCAGAUUUAUGAUCACUGGAUGCUGAUGUGGAAUAUUCUUAUUUCAUGCUGGUGUAACUUUAUCUAGUGAACCCAAGCUGAAGCUUACUUUAUUUAACCUGCAUGCUUAUCCUUAAAGAAAACAUGCACUUUAUAAUCCCACAACACGCACCAUCCCCACUGCCUGAGCCAACGUCACACUGUACUAUGAAUAAAAUGAUCAAUUUCAAUUUAGUUUUAAUCUUAACGUCUCUAUGCCUUGUUGUGUUAAGCUCCCACUGUCUGCACCUCACUCUUGUUUACAACAAGCACUAGGAGUGGAAAAAUAAAAGAUUAUACUCAAA
This is a messenger RNA of Cottoperca gobio, 3449 nucleotides long. RefSeq names its product protein phosphatase Slingshot homolog 3. The record is from RefSeq and is a predicted model, not a curated record. NCBI's taxonomy places the organism in Eukaryota, Metazoa, Chordata, Actinopteri, Perciformes, Bovichtidae. Gene Ontology annotation, biological process: negative regulation of actin filament polymerization; protein dephosphorylation. Gene Ontology annotation, molecular function: actin binding; phosphatase activity. The transcript is spliced from 17 exons. The coding region runs from base 284 to 2167 and encodes 627 amino acids.